CGAGACAGAGACCCAGGGAGAGCGAGAGUGAGUGAGAGACGGUUUCUCCUUGCAGGCUGCUGCUGUUGCUGUGCCAAUGCGCAAACAGUCCACGCCGUGGGAUAGGUCUCCCCAAAUUGAGGCUGCGCUCGAAACGAUCAUGCGAUUGAAUGACGAGCGCGUCAUGCCUGUCUUCCUCCUCUCCUGCUCUGUGCGAUCAGUGGCUCUGUGUUCCGCAAUCCCCUGGGAUACUGUACCGCCCUCGAUGGCUCUGCUAUCGGCGUUUCGCUCACACUGAAUGGCUGCCUGGAGCAAGGAAAAGCGGGGAGAGAGAGCGCUGCGUCUCCUCCUUUGAACCAACGCUCUGCAUCAACUUCCCAGCGAGGGGACCCUUUGGUGGUGUGCGUAGGCGCACCAUGGCCCAGACCCUCCAGAUGGCGAUCCCAAACUUUGGCAACAACGUUUUAGAGUGUCUGAAUGAGCAGCGGCUACAGGGCCUCUACUGCGAUGUCUCCGUGGUGGUCAAGGGCCAUGCCUUCAAGGCUCAUCGAGCUGUUCUGGCUGCAAGCAGUUCUUAUUUCCGGGACCUCUUCAGCAGCAGCAGCAAUUGUGGAGGUGGUAGCAGCAAUGAGACCAGCCCAACCAUAGUGGAGCUCCCGCCGGCAGUGCAGCCUCAGAGCUUCCAGCAGAUUUUGGCUUUCUGCUACACAGGCCGCCUCAGCAUGACGGUGGGGGACCAGUUUCUCCUAAUGUAUACUGCCGGCUUCCUACAGAUCCAACAGAUCAUGGAAAAGGGCACAGAAUUCUUCCUCAAGGUCUCCUCCCCCAGCUGUGACUCCCAGGGCCUUCAUGCAGAGGAGGCCCCACCUUCUGAGCCCCAGAGCCCUGUAACACAGACCAAUAACGGUGCAGCCCGACCUGCCUCCUGCCUGACGCCGCUCCCUCUGGUAUCGCGAGUAAAGACAGAGCAGCCAGCUAGCCAACCAGAAGCAGCCGCUCCUUAUUCAGUGGUCUGCACUCCUGUAGCCAAACGGCUGUGGGAGGGAGGCAGCACCCGAGAUGGAGGUGGAGUAGGCUCAGGGGGAGGGGGUGGGGCCAGGAAGGCAGCCCGUUAUUCCCAGGAGGCUGUGCGGGGCAGUGCCAUCCAGAGCCCCGGAGCCCUUGGACUGGCCAUGGGUAUGGGUGCCACCACAACCAGCCUGGCAGGCAUGGUGGCCAGUGGCAGUGCCAGCACCAACGGGAGCUCUGCAGCAGGACUCGGCAUGUCAGAGGGCGCAAGCCCAGGCACUCUGAGUACCUACGCUAGUGACUCGCCCAUCAGCUACCAUGAUGAUGAAGAAGAGGAAGAGGGGACAGAUGAAUGUGCUGAAGAACAGUACAGACAAAUCUGCAACAUGUAUACCAUGUACAGCAUGCUCAACAUGGGAGCUGCAGCUGCUGGCGAGCGUGUUGAGGCUUUACCAGACCACACAGAGACACGGGGUCGGAUGCGAGGCAGAGAUCUUACGUGUCUCCCUGCAGAACUCAUCGCUCAGAUAGGCAACCGCUGUCAUCCCAAACUGUACGAGGAAGGAGACCCUGCUGAGAAACUAGAGUUAGUCUCAGGUACUUCUGUGUAUAUAUCGCGAGCCCAGCUAAUGAACUGUCAUGUGAGCGCAGGGACCAGACACAAAGUGCUGCUGAGGAGGCUGCUGGCCGCCUUCUUUGACAGGAAUACUCUGGCCAACAGCUGUGGAACAGGCAUUCGCUCGUCCACCAAUGACCCGAGCCGCAAGCCCCUGGACAACAGAGUGCUGCAUGCGGUCAAAUUUUAUUGCCAGAACUUUGCCACCAGCUUCAAAGAGAGCGAGAUGAAUGCCAUCGCAGCCGACAUGUGCACCAACGCCCGGCGUGUAGUCCGUAAGAGCUGGAUCCCCAAGCUGAAGCUACUGAUGGCUGAGAGCGAUGCUUACUCCGCUUUCCUUCCUGACGGUGUCAAGACGGAGGACGACACCCUCGGAGCGGAUCAAGCAUUCGACCCUGCCUCUCUGGAGGCCACCGGCGGUGCUGGCAUGGAGUCAGGUGGCUCUUCAGGUGAAUCACUACCAGGUGUGGGCGGGGACGGAGGCCCGUUAUUUUGAACACUGUGCCUGGGGAAGGUUGAAAUUUGGUGACACACAUGCCAGUAUUCCCCAGUUCUGCUUGCCUCCUCACUCUUUGGCCCACGCUGAUCUCUCACAUUUGACUGUCUAUACUACACUGCUGGGGUCAACGGUUGUUGUUGCCCUGAUGUAACCCGGACGUGAAAACUUAAAUUUUUGCUUUAUGACUGUACAAUGGAGUUAGUCGAGGAAAGGGAGAGUUAGUUAUAUCCUAACUGCCCUCUGCCUCCCCUUGUCUUUUUAAGGUGUGUAAGCUCAUCCACUUUUGCAUAUUAAAUACAUUCCCUGACAUGCGGGUGGUGGGAGGAGUUACUGGUGCAGCCUUUAGGAGGCGGAGGAGGAGGAAGAGGAUGGCUGAUGGACAGGCUAGGAGUAGAGGUGGCGAGUAUAUUGAAUGUAAAUGUCGGUGGCAUUUUUCUCUAUGCAAGCCUGACACCUUGUAUUCCAGCCUCAGGAAAGGAACUAAAUUUAAAAUAGAAACAUUAUUAAAUUAAUUAACACUACGUGUUCUUCCUCCCCUUGCAUCUUCCACUCAUCACCCUGCAAGUAUUCUUCACCCCACCUCACCUUUCUUGAGACCAGAGAAUCUCACCAGUGUUUCACUGUACGGUGUCUUAUAGAAAUAUAUCUCAUCUUUCUGUUUUCUAAAUUUUUAGCAUGUUUGUCUAUAAACUGAAUAGUGAUCCAGAGAGAAGGGGAAAAGCUUUUUACUAUGAUGAUUGUAAAGAAAAUUGAAGGGCAACAGGUAAUCAAAGAUGGUCAUAUUUUUAGAAGACAAACUAUAUUUAUACAAGUGCCCAUGCCUAGAAUGGCGUGAGCAAAGCAAGUGAGAGGGAUUGUUUUAAAAUCUCGAUCUUCAUGUUUUAUUGAAAGAGGUCUUGUCAAACAAGGAGAAGUGCUAUUUUUGCAGAAAAAGGAGUAUCAAGCAGUCUUAUCAUAGGACCCAUAGUCGUUUAUUUUUGUCUUUAUUUUACAGUGCAGAGUGAUGGAAUGAGCAGUUGAACUGCUAAAUUUGAAGCAUUUCAUCUUCUGUUCACUAGCUUAAAAGGAAUAAUAAGACUGAUUCAGCUGGCUUGACUGUUGUCUAUGAUAACCAUUUCUUGUUAGGUUAUGAAACUGCAACAUUUGCCUCCUUCGAUAAAACAUUGGCCCACAGUUUUGAUGAUUACUUAUAGAAAGCCAGUAAGUGUAUUGUAGAAAUAUAAAGGUUAUAUUGAUCUGACAACUCAGUCUCUUCUUUGUACUAAAAAUAUUGAAAAGAAAAAAAAACUGCUGACAUUUUGUGAAAAUGCAAAUGUCAGUGGAAAUAAUUAUGAAAUAUUGGAAUGUGCCUUUCAAUUGAAAUCACUACGCAGAAGGCUGGUGGGUGCAGUGAUGGCAAGGAGGAGGCAAUAUUGCUUGAAGAAAAAAGUUGAUAUGGUACUAUCCAUGUGUGUGUGAGACAUAGUUAUUUGGUAAAGGAGAGUCUGUAUUGCGUGACCUCUGGUAUGUAGUUUAUUCACGUAUCUAAUGCACCACCUCUUUAAUAUGGAAAUUCAAAAUGGCUGAAAGUUUUAUUUUGGAGUUUGAAAUGAUUUUGCACCUUCCAUGAUAGGUAGAGUGGAGGUUUCUGCACCUUAAUGAGAAGAACCAGUGGUUCAUGCACCUUUUGAGAAAUGUUGUGUAGCAAUCGAACCCCUUUAGGUGGAAUUUGUCAUUUUUUUCCAUGUCUGCCCGUGUUUUUUUGUUUCUAAAGUGGCACAAACUCCUACUGUAAAUAAUCAAGAAGACUGUUAAGUUAAAUCCCAAGUGUUCCUCUUUUCUGUUGCUUGAUGUGUCUGAUUAUGACAUGUCAAAAACUUUUUUAUGUGAAAGUUAGUGUCUGCUAGAAACUUUUUGAAUGCAUGUUGAUUUGUAGAACGGAGGUCAGAGCAGGGGAUUCAUAAUUCCUGUUGCAGGUGGAUAUAUACGUUAAAGUGGUCAGGGUCUGACUUAGGAAUGUGUUCUCAACCUGAAAUGCUCUCACAGACGACUGAUUACUUUUUCCUUCUAGAAAGGCAUUUCUAAAAAGGCUCUAUUUUUCUGAAGACCGGUACAGUGUAAAAACCGGGAAGGAAUAUAUGCUUCUUAUUCAAGGCAGUUGAGUCAAUCUUAUUGAAAGGUUAACUAUAACAAUGGUAGAUAUAACUCAACCUAUUUUCAUUAUCAUUUGAAAUGAUAAAACUGAGUUUACUUAGGUGCUUUGACUAGGAGAUGUAUGGAAAGAACAACAAUGCAGUACCUUGUAAGUAUUCAGUAAGGGUAAUAACAACAAAACCUCAAUUUUGCAUUUGACUGUAGAUGCCACAUGAGCACCCCUCCCCCACUUACCUCCUCAGUAUCUGAAGACUGUUGUGCUUCCUGUCCUUCAUGCAGCUGGUGUCAUGUUUCACUUCCACAAGUUUAUUCAUGCGUUUCAAAGAGAGGCAAAGCAGUGGUUUUUGGUAGUUAAAUCUGAAUUAUAAUUUGUAUGUUUAGUUUGCUUAGGUGGCUUUCAAGUGGUUUUUAUAUCAGGGCCCAAAAGUUUAACUCAUAUUUUGAUUAUGACAGUAUUUAAGUUAGUCUUUGCCAGUUGUGUUAAAGUUACCAUCAACCAUUUGCUGGGAUAUCAAAUGAUGCUAUACUGAAAACCUGUCAUUUAAAGAUGAAUAUUUUCAUAAAACUGAAAACACUUUGCUUUAGUUUUUCAUAGUAAAUCCACUAUAAUAGCAGAUUCUUAGGUAAUUGCUUUGAAUACGGAGUUAAAGGACCAAGAGACGUGUGUUCAAGUUCAAUCAGAACUAUGUAGGGAGUUUUGAGACAUCCGCUCUAUCAAUGAAUUAGAAAUCUGUGAGAAAUAUAACUUCUUAAUAUCUCAUUUACUAUAAUGUCUAUGAAAUCUGUCAAUGUUCCUGCUUAAAGAAAUAAGAUCAGUUAUGAAAAUAGCCAAAUUAUUGUUCAAAUGUCUUUUCCAUAAUUACAGGAUUUUUAUUAUGGGUCCCUCAGAAGGGUGUCGGUGAAACCAGAAUAUAAUUACCAUUGACACCCUUAGAAAAGACAGUGAGUCUCCAAUUGGAAAAAAAAUUAAGAUGAAAAUAAGAUGAAAAACAUAAAGAGGCUUUUAAAGGGAUGUAGAACAAAAAGUAACAAGGGCUAAAUUAGCUUCUAACCAUAACCAUGUUGCACAGUUAUCUACUGAAUCAUUUGUGCUCCGUUCUGAGCCGCUGACUAGGGCUGAAAUAUAACCAGUGAACCAGCACUAAUUAUGAGGAAGCCAUAUUAGUCUGCUCUCACCAAACAGCAGCCAAAACAACAACCAAACACAGAAAUAUUCACACUGUACCACUGACAAAGUCAGAAUAUCCUGCUGUUGCACCUCAUGAGCAUAGCUUCACAACACUGGUUUAAGGCCUAUCAGUUUAAUCAGCGAAUUAGAAAUAACAUUGGUUAUGGUACGUGUCAGGGGUUUUACUUUUACUCAGCUUUCAGGGCCAGCUCUACUUAUUAUGACUCAAUACAAGUCCCUCACUCACAACCUACUUGCACAAUGCUUCAUCUGCAAUGGGUCUGCAAGUGUGGUUGUGUUUUACUUUUGAUUGCAUUUGAAAACAGAUUUUUUUUCUGUACUUUCUAAGCAAAAUGUAAUUUCUGUACCUUUCAGCAUAUAUGUUUACACUUCACAAAACAUGUAGACCUACACACUUGAAUGGAUAAGGUGUGGCACGGCAUGGGGAACCUUUUGUGACUAAACAGUACAUAUAUAAAUAUGAUUAUAUACAUGUAUAGAUAAAUACUGUAUAUUAUAUAUAGAUGCACACAUAGAGGUCAGAUUGUUUAUUGUGCACUCGCAGCAUGAGGUAUAUAUUUACCUACAAACAGCGCUUCUUCACAAACUCUGCAGUAAUUGGUCUGCCCAUGUCUUUGCCCCUGCGCCUUGCCCUCUGUAACCCUGUAGCUCCAGUUGACCUCCUGUACUGCUCAUCCUAUUCUUUCUGUGUUCCAAGUGCCAAUAACUUUGUGAAAGCCCUGUAACUGUGACCCAACAUUAUCAAAGGUAAUUGCACAUUAACAACUGUAAAAUAAAUAAAUACAAAUCAUAGAGAAAAUGUCAAAAUGGAUUAAAUAAUGAAUAUCUUAAUAAAAGAUUUGUAACAAUUUC
Molecule: messenger RNA, 6276 nt
Organism: Seriola aureovittata
Lineage: Eukaryota; Metazoa; Chordata; Actinopteri; Carangiformes; Carangidae
Gene: nacc1a
Product: nucleus accumbens-associated protein 1
Exons: 8
Coding region: 150-2099 (649 amino acids)
Biological process (GO): regulation of transcription by RNA polymerase II
Molecular function (GO): RNA polymerase II cis-regulatory region sequence-specific DNA binding; protein binding; DNA-binding transcription factor activity, RNA polymerase II-specific
Source: RefSeq, a predicted model, not a curated record